AUGUUUCAUGUCAACCGAAGAAUCAUAGAGGUGAAUAACGAACAACAUGAGGAUAUGCCUGAGUAUGAUCUGGAAUAUGAGAAAGAUGAUGAAACCCAAGUGUAUGAUUCAGAAACUGAAAAUGGUGAAGGAAACGACAUUAACUACAAGAACAAUUUAGAUUCGGCAGAAGAAAUCCAAAACCUAGUUCCUAUAAGGUCAAAACAGAAGAGGGGCAUGACUCAAUUGCCAAAGAUGAAGACUGAGCAUGUCAAUUCUAGUGGUAGAAGAAAAACGUAUAAAGUUUGA
This is a messenger RNA of Lactuca saligna, 288 nucleotides long. The record is from the annotation of a GenBank genome assembly. NCBI's taxonomy places the organism in Eukaryota, Viridiplantae, Streptophyta, Magnoliopsida, Asterales, Asteraceae.